Trichomonas vaginalis G3 is the source of this 2094-nucleotide messenger RNA. Its product is annotated as ribonuclease inhibitor domain-containing protein. NCBI's taxonomy places the organism in Eukaryota, Parabasalia, Trichomonadida, Trichomonadidae. The transcript has a single exon. Bases 1 to 2094 code for a protein of 697 amino acids. The record is from RefSeq and is a predicted model, not a curated record.
AUGAAUGAUCGCUUUAUUUCAAUACCAGAAGCAAAACUUCAAUCAAUGUAUAAUCAUAUCUGGUCUUCAUUAGAACAAAUUUUAAUAGCUGUUCAAGCUGAUAUUUCAGUCGGAAAACAACAAAAUUCCUAUAAUGGAUUUUUCAUUUUAACAUAUGGAGCACUUUAUUUUAUAAAGGCAACAAUUUUCGGAAACACAGAAUUAGUAUAUGAAAUUCCAUUGCUUGAUUUGAGUCGCUGUGGAACAGAAGAAGGACAAUUAAAAUUAUAUCAUGAUACAACGAAAAUAUCUGUCAAGCAUCCUCAAGUAGAUGAAUUAUUAAGUAUGAUUAUUAGCAUAUUUCUAGAAGUCACUUAUAAAUUUAAGAAUCCUCCAAAACUUAGAGUCAGAUCUGGCCUUCCUCUUCAAAAUAUGAAGCCUAAGAAUAGGCCAAAUGAUUUAUUUUUCAAAAGAACGAUAGCUUUAGCACAUUUCUACAAAGAAAAAAGCGAAUUUAUAGAAAAUGCAACUUAUUUCAGGAAACAAGAAGAAAAUCUCAAAGAUCAAAUCAUCAUAACUCCUGAAUUACAAGUCGGCAACAUGUUUCAGACAUACGGAACUACAAUUGCUUAUGAAUCUAAAAUAAAUACGAUUUUAUUUCAGGCUUACACUGAUCCCAACCUAUCAGAUCUACUCAAUGUGAUUUUGUCACAAACGAAUCAUAUCUCCCAAGUGAUUUUUUCGGAUUACAAAGAACAAAACCCGAUAACUUUUAAAUUUGCACACGAAGAGACAUCAAUCAACAGAUAUUUAUUCAUGAGAUGUUGUGGGCAACUUGCUAUUGACUUCAUUAACGCAUCAGUUGACUUUGUUACUCCUAUUCAAGAAUUAGCACUUUCUGUUUGUACUUUGAGAGCUCAAGAGUUCGGAGAUAUCAUUACCUACAUGUCAUUAUCACCACCAGCUACGAAAUUAAAGAAACUUUACAUGCAUAGGGUGCAAAUGAAACCAUUUCCUUUUGAUGACAUAACUAGGUUAAUGAAUUUCGCUUUAAACCUCGAGACUGUCGUAUUUAGAGGCUUGGAGAUCGAUGCAACCUUGUUAUUAAGGACUUUAUGCGAUAAAAAUUAUUCUCAUCUGAAAACUAUCACUUUGAGAGCAAUGGUGUUCAAAACAAACAUCUCUGAUGACUUGGAUAUGCCAAAUACACUAUUGUAUUUCAAUGUUUCCCAAUGUAGUUUCACACAAGAAAUUUUCUUGUCACUUUUACAGUUUUUGACUCGGAAAUGGCAUCGAAGAAGCAUUGUUUUCGCAGCACAAGGCCUUGUCAUGAAGGAUGAUGUCUUUAACGCUUUCAAUUUGCUUGAAUUUGAUAAAAUUUAUCCAAAUUUGUGCGAAAUCGACUUAACAGGCAAUUGUUUCUCAUCAAAUGCGUAUAACUCGUUCUUUGCCUUCGUUAAUACCCAAAAGCGAUUACAUUGCUUAAUUUUGAAUGACAUUUUAACCGAUAACUGUCAAAUUUUUCUUUCUUUUUUGGCCAAAUUGAUUUUUGAGUUAAAAAUCAAAGGAAUCGAACUCAGUGGGAAUUUUAAUGAUGCCAUCCUGUCGCACUUCAUCAUCUCACUCUGUGGAGCCUCUUGGAUCAGCCACUUGAGAUUGGAAGCUAAGGAACAAUGCGAAAAUUCAAUUCCAGCUCUAAUUUCCCUUCUUGAAAAAGUGACACAACUCUCUGAAUUUUUUGUUGAUUGUUUUCAUCCGAGAACUCCUUAUUAUUUCUUAGAGUUAUGGAAGGAAGUAGCUAACUCUAAGUCGAUACUUGCUACCAAUCUUCCUCUCAGUGACAUGGAAGAGCUCCACAUCUUUGGAACUGAAAAUAAUUUAGAUUUUCUUGAAAACCUCAAAAUUAAGAGGAAAAUAAGUGAUAUAUCGAGAAGAGUAUCAUUGCUUCAGUUAGUUCCUUAUUCUGAUUAUUCUGAUUUGAAAUUCACUGAUGAAAAUUUUGAUUCAAUUGUAAACAAACUCAGGAAUGAAACAAUAUUCGAAAAGAUUGCUUCAUUGACAUCUAAAGAGUUGAAUGAUGAAGAUAAAAUUGAUCAAUUCGUUGACAAAGAUUAA